Messenger RNA from Penaeus indicus, 606 nucleotides. RefSeq names its product potential E3 ubiquitin-protein ligase ariadne-2-like. The transcript has 3 exons. Gene Ontology annotation, biological process: protein polyubiquitination; positive regulation of proteasomal ubiquitin-dependent protein catabolic process; ubiquitin-dependent protein catabolic process. The record is from RefSeq and is a predicted model, not a curated record. Gene Ontology annotation, cellular component: cytoplasm; ubiquitin ligase complex. Lineage: Eukaryota; Metazoa; Arthropoda; Malacostraca; Decapoda; Penaeidae. Gene Ontology annotation, molecular function: zinc ion binding; ubiquitin conjugating enzyme binding; ubiquitin protein ligase activity. The coding region runs from base 49 to 606 and encodes 185 amino acids.
AUGCAUGUAAAGGAGUAAAAUCCUCUCAAUCUUGCAGGUAUUGAGUGUAUGGGUAACAAGUGCCAAGUCCUGGCUCCUGAGGACUUUGUUCUUCCACUAUUAACCCGUCCACGGCUCAAAGAAAAGUAUCAACAGUAUGCAUUUGCUGAUUACGUGCGCAGUCACCCACAGUUGCGCUUCUGCCCUGGACCUAACUGUAAUAUUGUAGUGCAAGCCAAGGAGAGCCGGGCAAAGCGCGUGAAGUGUACGUCCUGCAAGACUCAGUUUUGUUAUAAAUGUGGAUCAGACUAUCAUGCCCCAACAGACUGUGAAACCAUCAAGAAAUGGUUGACCAAAUGUGCCGAUGAUAGUGAAACGGCAAAUUACAUCAGUGCACAUACCAAAGAUUGCCCCAAGUGCCACAUCUGUAUUGAAAAGAAUGGUGGAUGCAACCACAUGCAGUGCUAUAAUUGCAAGCAUGACUUCUGCUGGAUGUGUUUAGGCUGCUGGAAAGCACAUGGUUCAGAAUAUUAUGAAUGUUCUCGCUACAAGGAGAACCCCAACAUUGCCCAUGAGUCUGCUCAUGCCCAAGCCAGGGAAGCCCUUAAGAAGUACCUCCAGUACUAG